AUGGUACUGCUUAGUUCUUCUACUGUUGGAGUUGCAUUGUCAUCGUCAAUAGUCGGCUUUUUUACCCUCAUUCUCUUCUUGUCCGGCUAUGUGUUACAGCAACAAUCGGUCAGGCACAUCCAGGUCGCAUUGCAGAAGUCUCCGUCCGCAAACUCCCGCAUUGAGCCAACAUACCCUUCGGAACCAUUAUGGGAACAAGGCAGGACCCCUUCCCAACGAGUGGCGGCAGUGAACACAGAAAAGAAGAGAAAUAUAUUUGGAAGGCGGACGAACGCUGGGGUGGAGAUUGAACAGGCCCAGCUAGAUGAACCGGUUGAGGAAGAAGUUGACAACGAACGAGCUACAGAGAGGGCAACACAUGCGGUUCUUCACAUUUUAACGAAACCCAUCGCAUCCGAUAUAUGUUCCACGAUUCUCCUUUUUGAAACCCUUGCGUCGAAUAGUACUCGCACCACCGAACGAAUUCUCCUUUAUCCUCAAUCAUGGGACGCUAGCUCUCCAACGAAAAGUGUCUCCUCCGCCCUCACCAUUCUCAAGCAAGCAAGUACUAGGCUCAAUGCUGUUGUCCAAGGAAUCGAUACAUCAGAUAUCCGCCCCAGGGCACUAUCUGAAACGCAGAUGAUAAAAAAGGCGUCGACGCAGCUCAUGGAAUAUGAGAGGGUUAUGUUCUUACGUUCUCCGGGGCAUCUUAUCGAUAUCAACAAACUGGAACAGAUGCUUACAUCUGAAAUUGGCGAGACAAUGCAAGUGGGCUCUUCACGAAGGAUCCCGUCUGCCUGGGUUCCAGCAAAGCUUUCUAUUACACGGCGUCAGCUACCACCUGCGUUGCUGGUGGCAAGCGAUCAGUCUGCCUCUUGGUCCUCUACUGCCGGCAAGGCACCACUACCCAAGCCGCAUGUUCUAAAUUCCAAGACAAUGCAACAGAUGAAUUUUGUCAUGGAGUCAUCUGAGUCACCCGGAAGACACCCAGGACCAGCAUAUGUUUACUUUGAAAGUGAUACAGCGAACCGAGGUCGGAAUGUGGAUAUGCAUUACACUGAAUGGAAGAAGCAAAUCCAAUCAGUCUGUAAGGGUGUGAACCUUGGCCUUUAG
This is a messenger RNA of Arthroderma uncinatum, 1092 nucleotides long. RefSeq lists its product as uncharacterized. Bases 1 to 1092 code for a protein of 363 amino acids. The transcript has a single exon. The record is from RefSeq and is a predicted model, not a curated record. NCBI's taxonomy places the organism in Eukaryota, Fungi, Ascomycota, Eurotiomycetes, Onygenales, Arthrodermataceae.